AUGGGGAGCAAACGCGGCCCGGAAAUUGCGCAUACCAAAGCAAGGGUUUUGGCAGGUGACCGAGGAGCCGUCAAACCGCCUUAUGCAGCCCCGCCGGAAUCAACUCUACACGUGUGGAAAGGUAAUGGUCGUAUUAGAAGGCCGCGUAAAAGCGUAGGGAUUUGGGGGGGCAUCGUUGAGGAAAACAUGCGCGAAUGCGGCGCGAUAGCGGGGGGCCAUGAGGCCCCCACCGCGCGUUAUGAAUUCAUAGGGUUUUGUUUCAACCACGCGGCUAAGACGGUAUUUCUCAGUGAGAAAACAUUGCAGAAAUUGAAGAGCGUUACGCCCCUCCGAAAGAAUUUGGUUGGGGAAUUGAAAGACCCAACUUCACGCACGAUGUGUGCGGCGGGGGUUCACAUUUCCGUCAUUAUUUCUUUUUAA
Messenger RNA from Trypanosoma grayi, 420 nucleotides. RefSeq names its product TcC31.12. The transcript has a single exon. The record is from RefSeq and is a predicted model, not a curated record. Bases 1 to 420 code for a protein of 139 amino acids. Lineage: Eukaryota; Euglenozoa; Kinetoplastea; Trypanosomatida; Trypanosomatidae.